This is a messenger RNA of Salmo salar (Atlantic salmon), 3278 nucleotides long. Its product is annotated as calcineurin subunit B type 1. Gene Ontology annotation, molecular function: calcium ion binding. The record is from RefSeq and is a predicted model, not a curated record. NCBI's taxonomy places the organism in Eukaryota, Metazoa, Chordata, Actinopteri, Salmoniformes, Salmonidae.
UGGCGGGUCUCAUCCCCCUCCACACCUACGGUGUCCCUCCUCCUCGUUACUGACCCGCCCUGCGGGUUUCCCUGUGCCACUGCAGUGAAACCGACGGUAAAAGAGAGAGAGGAUCUGGUUAAAAAAGUAAACAACAACCUGAAUAUCACGAGCGCCGUGUUUUGUAAUAGCGAAACCCCCUUUUUAUAUCGUUUUUUUCCCUUUCCGUUCACAUCUCCGGGUCAACCUAUUUCGUCAUCCAACCGGCAAUAUGGGAAAUGAGGCAAGUUACCCACUGGAAAUGUGCUCGCAUUUCGAUGCUGAUGAGAUUAAGCGGCUGGGAAAGAGGUUUAAGAAACUGGACCUAGAUAACUCUGGGUCCCUUAGCGUGGAGGAGUUCAUGUCUCUGCCUGAACUCCAGCAGAACCCUCUGGUUCAGAGGGUCAUCGACAUCUUCGACACCGAUGGAAACGGAGAGGUGGACUUCAAGGAAUUCAUUGAGGGAGUCUCACAAUUCAGUGUCAAGGGGGACAAGGAGUCAAAGCUUCGCUUCGCCUUCCGGAUCUACGACAUGGACAAGGAUGGUUACAUCUCCAACGGGGAGCUCUUCCAGGUGCUGAAGAUGAUGGUAGGAAACAACCUGAAGGACACACAGCUGCAGCAGAUCGUGGACAAGACCAUCAUCAACGCAGAUAAGGACGGAGACGGCAGGAUAUCCUUCGAAGAGUUCUGCUUAGUGGUGGGUGGCCUUGACAUACACAAAAAGAUGGUGGUAGAUGUGUGAGCCUGUCCCUCCGCUCCUCUCCCCCCCUCGCUUUCUUCUCCAUCGGUCUCUGAAGAUCUGCUCAAGACGUCUGGCAAACACUUUGUGUAUUUCAAUGGAAGUAUUCUCUCUCCCCGUGAAGCCACUUUUUUUUCUAAACAAACCACAAGCUUCACGAAGCCAAUUUAGUUGUGUUAUUGAACUCCGAUCCUCUCAAUAACCUGAAGGACAGCUAUCCUCGUUUGUAAGAGCAUCCCAGUUUGAGGGAGGGAGGAGAAAGUUUGGCUUGAUUAUAUUUUGUCACAUUUUUUUUGUAAUGUUAUUUUUUUAAAUAUUUAUUUUCGUUCUGGUCUCUUUUUUUAUAGACAAGUAUAUCUAUAAUGUUUCUUUUGUGGGGAAACGUGUCGUUAUCUGAGGUGUUGCGUUAAAUAAUAUACUUGAUUUCGGUUACAAUUCAAAACGUAGGGUAUAAAGUGCCAACCAGGACAUAUCGUAUUGUUAAGUAUCCACCAUUGCUGUCAGUGAUGGACUGGUCUGUGAUGAGUCAAACGCUCGCUGCAUGAUCACUAAUGGUUGGAUGCUAAUUUUAUUUUCAAAAAUAAACAGCAGUUUCUUUUGCACUAUUUGACUCUUGAGCAGGUUGGAUUAGAUCAAUUAAACCAUUUGACUCUUGAACAGGUUGGAUUAGAUCAAUUAAACCAUUUGACUCUUGAACAGGUUGGAUUAGAUCAAUUAAACCAUUUGACUCUUGAACAGGUUGGAUUAGAUCAAUUAAACCAUUUGAUUCUUGAGCAGGUUGGAUUAGAUCAAUUAAACCAGUUGACUCUUGAGCAGGUUGGAUUAGAUCAAUUAAACCAUUUGAUUCUUGAGCAGGUUGGAUUAGAUCAAUUAAGCUUCCGAUCACAUUAAACAUAGAAUACCUGUUGGAAGCUUUGUGAUAGGAUGUUUUAUUUAUGCUGUUGGAGAUUAUUAUUCUAAACGUAGAGAUAGAUGCCAAGAAAGUGAUGUCUUUGUAUACUUAUGUAUUUUACUUUAACGACACGUUUUUACGUUGAACCAUAUGACAAUCCCCCAAUGCAAAGUAAAUGGGCGGCAGGUAGCCUAGCAGUUAGAGGCGAGCCAGCAACCGGAGGGUUGCCAGUUUGAAUCCCGGGUCUGACGGGAAGUGAGCUGGUAACCGGAGGGUUGCUGCUGGUGUCAAAUCCUAUAUGGCAUAACCUGCCGUUGUACCCUUGAGCAAGACCCUUAACCCCCCCACAGCAACUGCCCCACGGGCGCCGUAGUAUGGCAGAGUCCCCUGCUCUAACCUCUGUGUGUGUCUUGGGAUAAAGUCAAAUGUUCUGUUGCACCUUGUGUACAAUUGGAUGAAUAAAAGGAUCUUGUACAGCUUGAUCACUCAAGUCGAAAAAAUCUCUUACCAUGGACCAUCUAUGUAUUUGUAUUUUAUUUAGAACUGAGGAAUAUCCUAAAAUAUCCAGAUGAAAGAUGAAUGAAUGUCUGAGUUAUUGAGGGAAUAUAAAAUGUUAUGGUAUCUUAUUGAGACUCAACUGCAGGCAGCAUUGUAACUGUAUAUUAGGUCAAUGUCUGCUCAUCUUUAGUAGAGAGAGGCUGCAGCAGCCAAUGUCAAAACCACCCAUGAAUAGUACAGGGUUCUUUCUAAUGCAACAACGGAGUUACUCAAACUUUUGACAUGAUCGAUGGGAAUACUGUACAUUAGAAAGUCAAGAUUUAAGAACCAAUCACGAUCACCUCGUCGGUCCUCUCCCUUCAUGGUAUUCACAGUAGGGAGAUUGACACAAGUUUAACCAAACCGUAAUUUAAGGUGAAAUGGGCAUCCCGUGAAAAUAAUCGUAACAAAAUGGCGGCGGGUUGCAUUUUAAUGAUUCGAUAGUUGGUUUGGAAACCAUUGUUUUUAAUGAGAUGUCUCAAAUGCUCCCUAUAUAGUGCACUACUUUUUAACCAGGGCCCAUAGCUCAGGUCAAAGUGAGUGCAUCACAUAGGGUGCUUUGCUUGGGCCUCCUAUGUUUGCAUGAUUUUCGUUGUGCAUGUAGAUGAACUAUUUAAAUAAUCCUUGUUAAACACGUGAAUGGUGAGGUCAGUAAUUAUAUUUAAUAAUCUACUGGGAAACAUAUUGGAUUUUGCCCAACUUUGGUUAAUUGUUCACAUUAUGAGCAGUAAUCCAAACAAACUGAACUACAUGUUAACUUUGUAUUUUCCCCCCGGAUCAGCGAGAUGAUGCUUCUAUUCCAGUAAAAAUCUGGUCCCAAAGUCAACUGCCACUCACUGUACUCGGCACUGUUUUGUAUAGAAGCUUUCCAUUCCGUCGUCUAUAUAGGUCAGACUUUAGUUCUGCAAGUACUACUUUCUAUUUUCUUUGAAGGGGACUCGGUGCUUUUUAGUUUGUGUGGAAACAAACGGUUAAGUUUGACUAAUAGUUAUUUUCCCCUUUCUCUGCAUGCUGCAUCUGAUGCCGUGGGACUGUUGGAAACUUGAUAUUGUAUGAAAAUUAAAAAAUAAACACUUUGAAACAUUUUAA